AUGUGGACACCAACUCCACAAUCCACUUCUGCAGUAUGUGGGGUACUACCCCCGACAACCAAAGGAUCGGUUGUCUUACUAGCGAACUUCUUCGACGAUGCUCAUUGUGACGUGGGGGUUGCAAGUCCAAAAUCAUUCGAGAAUCUACUAUUGACUGCUGUUCAGUCUGGAGAUGUGCGAGUAUUGGUUCAAUAUGCCUUGGAGUUCAGUGUCCAGAGAAGUCACGACCACAUCUGCCGAUCUCAAGUCGAGUACGAGCAGAAAGUGAGUGCAAUUGUGUCUGGAAUUGAGCAAAUGAGCCCCUUACUGAACGUUGUGGUGAACCACGAAGACGUUCGACCGCCUAUCGGAUCUUUCGAGAUUACAAUAGAGCUCACACGCAACACAGGUAAGGGAUCGGUUAGUAUCGUGGUACACUCAAUGGCCUCUACCGGGUGCUUCCCGAACCUGGAGGACAUCAAGAAGAAGAUCGAGUCGAUCGUGUUAUUCGAAGCCAAGCGGGCCCCUGGCGAAGAAAUUCAAAUCCAAGCAUUCCGACAUUUACUCGCAUUAGCAGGACAGACUCGAUACAACAGAGAGCGGACGUUCAUGGAAUCCGUGAUUAACCGGAAGCUAGUACUGACAGAACGGAAAGUUUCGGCAGAAUUCGAGAAAAUUGGGUUUUACUUUGCUGCAACAGAACUCCAGGAAGUCGUAAGUUACCUCAAACGCAUCCAAGAUACUUAUUCCCGAGCGCAAAACCAUCGCAUGGAUGAUCUACCGAGUUUGUCAAUGCUCACACCGACACCGACAGGAUUAUACAAGCUUCCGUUUAUGAAUACCCUCCUGGUGUCUUCGACCAUGAUGUGCGAUACCGGUGGACCUCGAUCACCCUGGCGUUUUGUCUGUGUUUUGCUAGAUUACGACUUCCAGCUCGUCGAUUUCGUUCACGAGGGUUGCCCAGUCACCAAACGCGGAGGCAUCUCGUAUCGACAAGGUCAGACGAUCUACAAUGGCAUUGUAGAUCGCGUAUAUCUCCGUCUAACCGCCUUGUCGAACAAAGUCUUCUCAAAUGAUUCCCACAGUGAACAGUUACAUCAACUCCCAGGAGCUCGUAUUCAGCUGGAGAACGUCGAGGAGCACCAUGUUCUCGGUAUGUUCGACGCAAGACCCAAUGGAAACUGUCGAUGGUUCACUCUAGCCGCUGCUUAUCGAUCCAAGAAAAAUAAUCUGUGGCAGCUUCAGGCGAUUGGAGGGUGUGGCAAUGCCACCUCCAUUUACGCAAGUAUCGACGAAGUCAACGUUCUCCUCGCUGAGCUACGAAUCAUCCAGACGUACGAAAUCCGUAAUCGCGAGUGCGAGGAGUUUGCUCGCCGACUGGCAAAGAAUAUCCGCUUCGGUCGAAAUGGCCGCAUCGUUCUGGUGCCAUUUUUUGAAGGUGACAGCAGCUCCAGCAAGUUUCGGUUAAAGAUUGCACUGAAGCUACAAGAAGUGGAGGAGGAGAUCGACGUGUACACGUACACCACCCGCAACUCGGCCAACCGAACUCUACCAACCAUCCAGUCGAUUUAUCGCACCAUACUACGGAUUUUAUCCCGGCACGGAAUCAAGGAAUGUCUGCAGCAGAACCCGUUCGCUCCUCAGAACAAGCGGGUGAAGCGGCAUGUCGAGUUUCGCGUCGUGAGUGCGCAGACGAACGAUCCCGUGGAAAAAGUGCACGUUUUCAUUGAGAAGAACAUCUCGUUUGAUGCGUUGAGCUCGAAUCUGGCGAAGACUGUGCUCCCCACGCUUAUGAUGGGCUCAAGACUCAUGUCCAUUCGACGUCGACUACAGAAGAAGAGAGCGAUUGAGGUCACGCGUGAAGUGGCCGAAGAGUUUGUCAAUGAAUGCAUCGCGAAAGCCUCCAAACGAGCCACGAUAGCUGCAAAUCUCAACGUAAAAUUGAUCUCUGUGGUUCGAGCACGAGCCAUGCUGAGGAGAGUCAUGCGCCAACGCUACGAGAAGAUCAAAGUGAGCAUUAUCGAGAGAGCUCGGAAGAGUGAGCACGCUCGAGAGUACUCACAGAGCUCCCCAAGUCGACUCCAACGGGCCUUUACUAACCGGUUAAUCCUCACCGAAUCUGAACGAGACUUGCUGCAGCAUUCCACUAGAGGGGAGCUCGCAGAGCUCGAUCUAAUGCUGCGAGGAGUUACUGUACCAUUCAAGGAGAAGAGGGUCAUAGACGAACGGGUCAUCAAAGACCGACGACAGUUGUUCGUGACGGACAGUGACGGUAGAGCAAACUGUCGUCUAGUCCCCGGCAGCUAUUCGUUGUACGUGUUCCACCUCGACUACUUCGACGGUCCAACGACCGCGUCUUCUUCAGUUCAGGAGCUGGUGAUCCCCCUGGACGUCUACCGGUGGACGUACAGUGUGCAGUUGGUCGACUACUUCCACCCGCACAUCAACAUUACACUUGCUGGUAUUCCUCUCCAAAUCACCAACAACUGCAGCUCGGAGCGACAAGUUGUCAUGACCGACGUCAAUGGCUGCGCGACGUGGGAUGUGUGCAAAGGUUUGUACGCUGUGGAUGUGCUAAGAGAAUGC
This is a messenger RNA of Phytophthora sojae, 2565 nucleotides long. RefSeq lists its product as hypothetical. The annotation marks the transcript as partial. The transcript is spliced from 5 exons. Lineage: Eukaryota; Oomycota; Peronosporomycetes; Peronosporales; Peronosporaceae. The record is from RefSeq and is a predicted model, not a curated record.